Messenger RNA from Chenopodium quinoa (quinoa), 1387 nucleotides. RefSeq names its product homeobox protein 6-like. The transcript has 2 exons. Lineage: Eukaryota; Viridiplantae; Streptophyta; Magnoliopsida; Caryophyllales; Amaranthaceae. The coding region runs from base 461 to 1120 and encodes 219 amino acids. The record is from RefSeq and is a predicted model, not a curated record.
ACUACUCAAGUUAUAAAUUAACACCGACUCUCCUAAGCAAUAAUGAAUGACAAUUCAAUCCUAAGACUUCAAUUUUUUCUAUCACUUCCUUUUCCUUUUCCUUCUCCUCCUCCUCCUCCUCCUCUUCCUCCCACUUCUUCUGCUACGAUAUUACUCGUAUUAAUAUUACUACUCCCUCCGUCUCUAAAAGUUCUCCCUGUUUUGACAGUGGUUGUCUCGCAAAAUUAUUAAAGACUUUAAACAAUUAUUUAAUGCUAUUUUAUACUUUAUAUUAAAUAUUUUUCCUUAUUUUGCAUCUCUCUUCCUUGGGAUUUUUUCCUUACAAUUAAUACAUUUCCUUGGUGCCUUCAAGUUCUCAUCACUUCAACUCCAUUUAAUUAAGCUUUAAAGAGAACCCUUCCUCCCAUCAAACCCAUCUUUAAUUUCUUUCUCUCUCUCUAUUGAAUUCACUUUCUAUAUAAUGUCCUUUCUACUUGAAAACUCACAUCCUCAUCCUCAACCAAAAAUAUCUCUUCUUAUUAGUAACUUACUUGCCGAUAAUAAUGUUGUUCUAGUGCCUAAAGUCGCUCCCGUCACCCUUGAUCUCUUCGAUUUCAAACAAUCUCCACCUCGGACCAAAUUUCAUCCCCCGUGCCCUGUUUUUGCACGGGGCACUCAUUUUCUUCACGACAAGAGUAAGCAAAAGAGGGGUUUAGAAGAUCAUAAAAGUGAGGAGGAGACCAUGAGCAGGAGAAAUGGUAACAACGUGCCAAAGUUGGACUUAAAGUUAAAUUUAUCACCACCAAAUUCAAGAAUGAUUGUAAACCCGAACCUGAACCUGAACCCGAGGAUGGAAUCACCAAGCCGAUCAGCAUCGGUGUCACCACCGAGCUCGUGUGUAUCUUCGGACGUAUCGAUGAGCAGCCCGGAAGCCACCUCUAUGGUAUUAGUCGGGUGUCCAAGAUGUCUAAUGUAUGUCAUGCUAUCGGAGGAUGAUCCCAAGUGCCCUAAAUGUAAGAGCACCGUCUUGCUCGAUUUCGUGCAUGACAAUAACAAUAACAAUAACAACAGCGACGACAACAACGACAACAACAAUAAGAGUGGAAAUAGUGGAAGCUCUAAGAAGACUAAGAAGGGUUAAACUCGAAAAAAAUUAAUGUAAACUCUGUUUUAGUAGCUCUGUUUUUAGCAUUUGGAAGUCUAAUUAAGGUUGUUAACUAAUUUUCUUUAUUUUUUUAACCUUUUUAAGUUUUAGAUGUAGGAUUCUUCGUGUUUGUGUCUUAUUUUAGCCAUGCAUCAUGUAAAAAAAUGAGAAAAAAAAAAUGGGUUAUUGGAUUUGUACUAAAUUAUUUGGUACGUAUAUCAGCAACCUCUAAUUAAUUAUAUAUUUAGGUUAUGAUUUGUGACA